AUGAUUUCUCGUGCUGCUACUAGGCCUGCCGUUGCUACGGCGCUUGCUGCUCGCAGCGCGUUCGUGCCUGUGGCUGGUUUCCACGCCAGCGCUGCGCCUCAGGCAUCUCUGCGUGAGCUGGAGGCCCGUCUGAAGAGUGUGAAGAACAUUGAAAAGAUCACCAAGUCGAUGAAGAUGAUUGCCUCGACUCGUCUGGGUCGUGCGCAGCGUGCGAUGAACGCUGCUGUCGCUUUCGGCGAUGCGAGCGACGAGGUGUUCAAGCAGGCUGAGGUCGAGACGCCUGAGGGUGGUCGUCAGCUCUUUGUGGUGGUGUCUUCGGACAAGGGUCUGUGUGGUGGUAUCCACUCCUCUGUCUCGAAGCGCACCCGUCUCGCUGUGAAUGAGCUGGUGCAGAACGGUGCCGAGGCCCCGAGCGUGGUGGUCCUAGGUGACAAGGCUAAGGCGCAGUUGAGCCGUGCCUUGCCCGACCACCUGGUGCUCUCGUUCAACCAGAUCGGAAAGUCGGUGCCUACUUACGAGGAUGCUCUGGCGAUUACUGACACGAUCCUGAAGAGCGGCAUUGAGUUUGACAAGGUGAACAUCAUUUACAACAAGUACGUCUCGUCGCUCUCGUUCGAGUCGACCAUUGCCCCGGUGUUCAGCGAGGAUGCUCUGCUCUCGGCUCCGAAGUUCAGCGUGUACGAGAUGGAGGAGAGCCUUGCGAAGGACUUUGCCGAGUUCUCGUUCACCAACGCCAUCUUCUCGAAGCUGGUCGAGGGUCACGCUUCGGAGAUCAACUCGAAGCGUAACGCCAUGGACAACGCUUCGAAGAACGCUGGUGACAUGAUUACUAACCUCAACCUGCUGUAUAACCGUGGUCGCCAGGCUACGAUUACGAACGAGCUUAUUGACAUUAUCACUGGUGCCUCGUCGCUGUAA
Molecule: messenger RNA, 918 nt
Organism: Malassezia pachydermatis
Lineage: Eukaryota; Fungi; Basidiomycota; Malasseziomycetes; Malasseziales; Malasseziaceae
Product: atp synthase f1 gamma
Exons: 2
Coding region: 1-918 (305 amino acids)
Biological process (GO): proton motive force-driven ATP synthesis
Molecular function (GO): proton-transporting ATP synthase activity, rotational mechanism
Source: RefSeq, a predicted model, not a curated record